Molecule: messenger RNA, 1943 nt
Organism: Aureobasidium uvarum
Lineage: Eukaryota; Fungi; Ascomycota; Dothideomycetes; Dothideales; Saccotheciaceae
Source: the annotation of a GenBank genome assembly
CAAGCAUGAACCCCAACAACCAGCAGCAGUCCAACCGACUGCAACUCAACUUUGGAUUCCAAGGAGCUCAGAACUUUGGCGGCGCUGAGCAGGGCCGCGCCUAUCCCACCACCNCCUCGACCUUCCCACAGCCCUUUCCCAAUCCUCAGGGACAACAGGAGGUCUGGGGCACUGCCCAGCCGGGUAUGAACACCGGCUUCACCAACCAAGGCUAUUUUGCAAACAACCCCUACACCUCGGCCGUCCAGCAACAACAGGCCAACCUGCACGCCCAGCAAGGCUACCGACCUCAGCCCAAUCAAGCACAGCAACAACCACAACAGCAGCAGCAGCAGCAGCAGCAGCAGCAGCAACAAUACCACGAUGCCGCUACCAAUGGCCUGGUGCACCAAUUCUCCAGCCAGAAUCUUGGCGGGCCACCUCGCUCCCAGAGUCCUUAUGGUCGUCAAGUUUCACCCAACCCAAACCCCAACCGUCCGCGUACCGCCAACUCAACCCACCAGCAACAGCAGCACUACUCAGGCCCGUCUCUGUCGGACGAAGAACCUCCACCAAAAAACCCUGAGCGCUUCUCUACCAGCAUUGGCAACCGUGCGAAGCUGCAGACGGAGCUGGUCAGCACUUUCUUCCGUGACAGUGUAGAGCGAGCUCGCGACCGAAACGCUCGACCACGAAUCCUCUGUUUGUUUCCACCGCUGACCCGUUCUUCAGUGNCCCAAGAGCUCGAGACCAUCAUGAAGGAUGCCACAGUAUCAGACUCCCGCAAACAGCAAAAGACGACUAGCAUGCGUCGCUCCGAAGCAAACUUCCUCCGUUUCCUUCGAACCAGCGAGAGACCUCAGAACUACACAACACUCAAGAUUAUCGGAAAGGGAGCAUUUGGUGAAGUCAAGCUCGUGCAGCGCAAGCAUGAUGGCAAGAUCUAUGCCCUCAAGUCUCUCGUCAAGGCUGAAAUGGACCAACUCGCUCACGUGCGUGCCGAACGCGACAUUCUUGCAAAUGCCGACAGUCCCUGGCUCGUCAAGCUGCAUACCUCGUUCCAAGACUCGACCUUCCUCUACAUGCUCAUGGAGUUCUUGCCAGGUGGCGAUCUCAUGACCAUGCUGAUCAAAUACGAAAUCUUCUCCGAGGACAUUACUCGUUUCUACAUGGCCGAGAUAACACUGGCUCUGGAAGCUCCCGACAACAUCUUGCUCGACCGAGGCGGCCACAUCAAGCUUACUGACUUCGGUCUCUCGACCGGUUUCCACAAGGAACACAACGCCUCAUACUACCAACAACUCAUGUCAAACGCACGCUCACGUGCUACCGCCGCAAACCGCCAGUCAGUCUCACUCGACCAGAUUCAAUUGACUGUCAGCAAUCGUCAUCAAGUAAACACUUGGCGCAAGUCUCGUCGCCAACUCGCAUACUCGACCGUCGGUACUCCUGAUUACAUCGCCCCCGAGAUCUUCAGCGGCAAGGGAUACGACUACCGCUGUGAUUGGUGGAGUGUUGGUACAAUCAUGUUUGAGUGUCUUAUCGGAUGGCCUCCAUUCUGCGCAGAAGAACCCCACGAUACCUACCGCAAGAUUGUCGACUGGCCAAGAAACUUGCACUUCCCUCCUGACCAACAGAUCGGCCCCGAGGCAGAGCACUUCAUCCGCAGUCUGAUUUGUGAUGCCGAUAACCGUCUUGGUCGCCUUGGAGGUGGUACCGAAAUCAAGCAGCACCCCUUCUUCCGUGGUGUUGUCUGGGAUCAACUUCGUCGCAUCCGCGCACCUUUCGAGCCCAAGCUCUCGUCGGCAGUUGACACGCAGAACUUCCCCAUCGACGAGAUUCCGCAGACGGACAACAGCGCCGCCCUGCGGGCUCAGAACGAGGCGAUGGGCGGAGAGGAAGCCAGUAUGAGCUUACCCUUCAUUGGCUACACUUACAAGCGCUUCGAUGCUUUCCGUGGUAGC